This is a messenger RNA of Penicillium arizonense, 3582 nucleotides long. RefSeq lists its product as uncharacterized. Gene Ontology annotation, biological process: nucleoside metabolic process. NCBI's taxonomy places the organism in Eukaryota, Fungi, Ascomycota, Eurotiomycetes, Eurotiales, Aspergillaceae. The coding region runs from base 1 to 3582 and encodes 1193 amino acids. The record is from RefSeq and is a predicted model, not a curated record. The transcript is spliced from 4 exons. Gene Ontology annotation, molecular function: protein binding; catalytic activity.
AUGUCACCGAAACGUUUGAGGCACGAUUCCUAUCGGGUGGCGUGGAUCUGUCCUUUGGAGGUGGAACAGAUCGCGGCAAUGGAGAUGCUGGAUGAACGCCACUCACGUCUACCGCAACCGAGCGAGGACUCCAAUGUUUAUAACCUCGGCAGCAUCAACAACCAUAACGUCGUUAUCGUCGGUCUUCCCCAGGCGGGGAACUGCCCCGCAGCCACUGUCGUCACUCAAAUGAGGAGGACAUUCAAAAACCUCAAAUAUGGCUUGCUAGUAGGGAUUGGAGGCGGUGUCCCAGUAGAGACGGUUUGUGGGAGGAUCCGUCUAGGGCAUGUCGUGGUCAGUGAACCUAGAGGCACACACUCUGGAGCAAUACAAUACGAUCAUGGAAAGGCGAAUGCAGGCUAUUUUGAACGGACAGGGUCCCUUGCGCCUCCGCCACCAGCGCUCCUUAACGCUGCACGAGAGUUGUCUAUCUCGCGUGAACUAAUAGAUAAUGAUCCAAUUUCCGAAAACGUGAAGAAAAUCCGAAUUAGCAAACGAAGGCCCCGUCGCUUCAAGUUUCCUGGCGCUGCAAAUGAUCAUCUCUAUUUAGCAGACUAUAAACACCUGCAAAAAGGGUUAUCGUGUGAAGACGGCGGAUGUGAUAAGGAUCAGCGGAUCCCGCGACCGAUAAACGAGGAAGACGAUUUGUUUGUUGUCGUACACAGGGGUACAAUAGCAACGGGGGAAAAGGUGAUAAAGGAUGCUAAGGAGAGGGAUAACUUAGCGGAGUCGUAUACGGUGUUAUGCUUUGAAACUGAGGCCGCGGGGGUCUUGACUGAUUUCCCAUGUAUGGUUAUUCGAGGUAUCUCCGACUAUUGCGACUCGCACAAGAACGACGAAUGGCAUGGCUACGCGGCGGCGGUAGCAGCUGCUUAUGCAAGGCAGUUGUUUUUCCAUAUGUCUAUUGAAGAAGCACAAAGACCUACCGAUUUCAAGCUCCAGUUCAGCCUAUCCGGGCUAUCCGAAGUGAGCCACUUUGUUGCAAGAAAGCAUGAGCUCCAAAUGGUGCAAAAGGCCCUACAAAAGCCCCUAGAGGGAUUUGAACGUCGCACUGCUGUCGUUCAUGGGUUAGGUGGCAUGGGCAAAACGCAGUUAGCGAUCGCCUAUAUUAAGCGACAUCGGCUUGACUACUCAGCGGUAAUAUGGAUGAACGCGAGAGACGAAACUGGGCUAAAGCAAAGCUUUGCUCGCGCAGCUGAGCGGAUUCUACACCACUACCCGUUUAUCACAUACCUUGCGGGUGCCUUGGAGAGCCGGGAUCUAGACGAGAUAGUGAAAGCGGUUAAAAUGUGGUUGGACGAGCCGAUGAAUGAUCGCUGGUUGGUCAUCUAUGACAAUUACGACAAUCCGUUAUUAGAUGACCAUACAGGGAAAAGCAUAAGCCAUGCUUCCUGUAUCGAGGCAGGGGCAGGUCCGUGGGGCGAUGAACGCAGACACCUUCCGAGUGCUUUUGAUCUUCGUGCAUUUCUGCCCGAGACCGACCAUGGCGACGUUAUCGUGACCACGCGCUCAUCGGUGGUAAAUCUAGGCCAGGCUAUCCAGUCUAUUCACCUAAGCAAGCUGAAGGAUAUCAACGAUAGCCUCGAGAUCAUUGCGUCCGUUUCUGGUCGUGAUGGUUUAAGCCUUGACCCGACAGCUUUUGAUCUUGCAAGACAGCUUGAUGGGCUUCCGCUAGCCCUUGCAACUGCUGGCGCGUACUUAAACCAAGUUUCGAUAACCUACACUGAGUAUCUCCAGCUACACCGUGAAUCAUGGCGGCAAUUACAGGAAGAGACGCCGCAGCUACAGGCAUACGAUUAUGCGUUAUACUCAACAUGGAAUGUUUCGUACCAGUUUAUUCGGCAGCAGAGUCCAAUUGCAGCUAUGCUUCUCCGACAAUGGGCCUACUUCGCUAACGAAGACCUAUGGUAUGAGCUGCUGGGAGAAAGCGGGCCUGGAAAGCCGGAAUGGCUAGAGAAACUGACGGAAAAUAAGCUUACAUUCCAUGCAAUCCUUAGACUUUUAUGCAGUCAUGGGCUUGUAGAAGCUGAUCAGUCCACACCGGAGCUCGUUGACUCGCGAGGGUAUAACGUGCACCGGUGCGUCCAUUCGUGGAUGAUGUACGUGUUGAACGAGGUGGUUGACAGGGAUAUGGCUUUGACAGCGAUAAAAUGUGUGGUAGCUCGUGUGCCGAAUGAUAGUGAACCCAAAUUCUGGCUCGUACAGCGGCGGCUUAUUGCACAUGCAGAUCGAUGUCGCGAGCUAUUGGGCGAUAUAGAUGUUGACAAUGAAGCUGAGGGGUUACAUUCUUUAGGCCUCCUCUAUGCAGAUCAAGGCCGGCUCCAGGAGGCCCAGGCGAUGUACGAACGAGCACUCAAAGGCAAGGAGAAGACUUGGGGACCUGAGCACAUGUCGACGCUAGAUACCGUUAACAAUCUUGGCGGCAUCUACGCGGAUCAAGACCGACCCCAGAAGGCAGAGACAAUGUACGAGCGAGCACUCAAAGGCUACGAGAAGGCGUGGGGACGUGAGCACAUGUCGACGCUAGAUACCGUCCACAACCUCGGUAAUCUGUAUAGGAACCAGGGCCGGCUCCGAGAGGCAGAGGCAAUGUAUAAGCGAGCACUCGAAGGCUACGAGAAGGCGUCGUUGGGGCGAAAGCACACGUCGACGCUAGAUACCGUUAAUAACCUCGGCCUCCUCUACGCGGAUCAAGGCCGGCUCCGAGAGGCAGAGGCAAUGUACGAGCGAGCACUCAAAGGCUACGAGAAGGCGUGGGGACGUGAGCACACGUCGACGCUAGAUACCGUUAACAACCUCGGCCUCCUCUACGCGAAUCAAGGCCGGCUCCGAGAGGCAGAGACAAUGUAUAAGCGAGCACUCGAGGGCAAGGAGGAGGCGUGGGGACGAGAGCACCCAUCGACGCUAAAUACUGUUAACAACUUCGGCAAUCUCUACAAGAACCAGGGCCGGCUCCGAGAGGCAGAGGCGAUGUACGAACGAGCACUCGAAGGCUACGAGAAGGCGUCGUGGCGACGAGAGCACACGUUCACGCUAGAUACCGUCAACAACCUCGGCAAUCUCUAUAAGAACCAGGGCCGGUUCCGAGAGGCAGAGGCAAUGUACGAGCGGGCACUCAGAGGCUACGAGAAGGCGUGGGGACGAGAGCACACGUCGACGCUAGAUACCGUCAGCAACCUCGGCAAUCUCUACGCGAAUCAAGGCCGGUUUCAGGAGGCAGAGACAAAGUACAAGCGAGCACUAGAAGGCUACGAGAUGACUUUAGGGCCGACGUCUGUUUUGACCUACAUCCCGGCUUUGGUCACGCUUGAGAACUUGGGCCUCCUCUCUGAGAAGCAGGGAACGAUUAAGAAUGCUCUUUUCUACUACCAGUGGGCUCUGGAGGGUGCUGAGGCUGAGGAUUUCGAUGAAGAACCUGUUGGCCUCGCAGCGAUGGAGCAGAGUCCCGAAGACGCUGGGUACUCACCAAAGCAUGCCACCACGUUUGAGGAAGAAGAGAGCCUCACUCAGCUAUUCGAAUAUACGCUGUCUGAAUGGAUGUGA